AUGCCUGGUCCGGCGGUCCACGGUGCGCUCUUCGUGUGCGCAUUCCUCCAGCUGUUCUCCCUCCCCGGCGGACAGGUGCCGAACUGCCAGGAGGUGCGCACCGUGUUCCAGUCUCUGCACCCGGGGUCCAAGUGGGUCCCCGAAACCCCGGUGUCAGGUGCGGAUCUGCAGGUUUGCCAAACCAAAGGCCCGACCUGCUGUUCCAAGAAGAUGGAGGAGCGGUAUCAGGUAGCCGCACGCAGCAACAUGGAGUCUGGCCUGCAGGUUGUCAGCGCGCAACUCAAGCGCCUCAUCAUCCAGAACGCUGCCAUAUUCCAAGAGGCCUUCGACCUGGUGCUGCGUCACGGCCGUAACUCAACCCUGACAAUGCUGAAGUCAGAGUUCCCGGGUCUUGGAGGCGGCGCCCAGAGCUCGGUGGGGCAGCUCUUCCUGGACAUGUCGCUCUACAUCCUCGGCUCGGACUCCACGGUGGACCACAUGGUGGCGGUGCUCUUUGGCCGCCUCUUCCCCCUCACGUACCGCCGGCUGCUGGGGGGCAGCGGCUCAUCAGUGUCUGAGGAGUGCGUCAGAGGAGCCUGGAAGGACUCGGGGGCAUUUGGGCCUUAUCCCAAACUCAUGAUGACACGUCUGUCCCGCUCCCUCUUGGCCACGAGAGUCUUCCUGCAGGCGCUGAAUCUGGGCAUCGAGGUCGUCAACACCACGGACCAUCUGCGACCCGGCCGGGACUGCAGCCGGGCCCUGCUCAGGCUGUGGUACUGCCCGCACUGCCAGGGCAUGCUGGGGCCGCCCGCCUGCAGGGGCUUCUGCCAGGCGGUGAUGCACGGCUGCCUCGGGGGCGCGGCAGAGGUGCAGCCUCACUGGAGGAGCUACAUCGACGGACUGGGGAAGCUGGCGGGCGCCAUGAGGGGAGAGCAGGACAUGGAGUCCGUGGUUCUCAGCAUGCCCUCAAUGAUUAGACAGGCUCUAAAGCACGCUGUGAACGCCCGCAGCCGCCUCAACACCCUGGUGAGCGGGAUGUGUGGACACUCUCCUCAGCGGGCCUCUCGCUCCGUCGGGUCGCCUCCUCCUCAGCCUCCAGCCGCCUCUGCUGCCCGCGGAGCUCAGCCCUCGUCCUCGGACUCUGAUGAGACUCUGGCCGGCCUCCGCAGGGAGUUCAUAACCAACCUGAGAGGCUUCAGCUCCUUCUACAGCGGUCUCGGGGAGGCGUUGUGCAGUCGAGAGCCCACUCCAGCAAACCACUCCCUCUGCUGGAACGGGCAGGAGAUGACAGACAGGUUUCCGGGUCCUGGCCUGAAGCGACUGCACACCGGCUCCGAGUCGAGGAGCAACAAGCCUCCGGAGCCGAUCAUCAGCCAGAUCAUAGACAAACUCAAACACAUCAACCAGUUGCUGCGGAUCGUGACGGUGUCCGAGAAGCGCUGGAGAGCCCGGUCGCGUGGAGCCGGAGCGGACGGCUGGAACGACGAGGGCGAAGACGGGUUCGAGAGCGGCGACUGCGACGACGAGGACGAGUGCACCGGCGUGUCGGGGCUGGGGCCGCCGCCGAGACGCAAACGGUUACGCAUCUUCGCAGACCUCUCCGAUAACCUGGCGAUGGACGACUUCACCUUCCAGGAGCAGCUGUUAACCCCUCGGCUGGCCACGGCCGGGGUCGGCGGCGUCUCCUCACCUGCGGCCCGGCUGCGGAGGAGCUACCUGGACCCGACCCUCCCCGCGGCGCUCGCUCUGCUCCUGCUCUGCCACCACUGACCCGUGCGACUCUCCCAUCACCUCUUUUUUGUUCCUCUGCUGUUCAGACUGUGUGGAAUGUGAUAAACCUUUCUUGGCUCGACAAAGGAAGCAUGAACAACAGGAAAAUGCUACGUUUCUCUGUAAGAGCCUGUUUUGUUUUAUUCAAAAUGAGUGGAUGUUCUUAACAAACAUAUAAAAAACCAACAAAAAAAAAAAAAGAAAGCACACUAGAUAGAACCAUGGCGUUAUGUAAAUACAAACUCUCCCACCGGUCCACUCACACAGUUUCGCGCCCUCUCGCCUCACCUCCUCUCAUGCUGACUUCUUCUGUCUAAACUGAUGGGAGACGCUGUUCUUUAUGGACCAGUAACACACAACAGACUGCUUUUUUUUUGUUUUUUUUAAACUCUCAGUCUGUGCUGAGUUAUUGCCCUGCAGCAACAAGCAGGAAGAAGAAGUCAGCUGCUGCCAUUUUCCUUCAUGGCAGCGAAUGAUCUCCUGCCAGGUCUGGACUUUCGGCAGAGUUUUACUGAGCUCCUCAUCCCUGAAGGCUGAAGGUGAAUCACUUAUUUAAACUGUUUCUCAAAACGCUCUGCUACUACCUAAACCUCCCAUCUGUCUCUCUCUCUCUCUCUGGUUGUUUAUAUCCUAGUGAUAGCUAAAUUAUUUCACUCCCACCAUCACUGUUUGUUUUAUUUUGUAAAGCUUUUUUUUGAAAGCGGUAACCGCCCCUAAAAUGGACAAAAAAAAAUAAAAGAGUUCAAGGGCUACCAUCAGAGCAUAAAGUCUCCAAAUGAGCCCCAAACUGUACAAAUGUAUGUUUCUCUGUGUUGGUGCCAUGUUUACAAAAAAUAUGAUUGUUUGCAAUAUUUGGUUUGUGGACUGAAUUAUUGGCUGGACUGUGAAGCAUUGCUGCAAAUUUCGAGCUUAUUCUUUAGCACUGUGCAUAAAGCGAGCAGUGACAUGAUGAUAUAAAUAUGUAUAAAAAAAUAUGUGUAAAUUAUUAUUUUUUGUUUAUGUUGCAUUGAUUUGACACGUUUGCGAUGUCCGGCCUUUUUGGUUUAAAACCAGAAGUCAGAUUAUUUUUUAUUUAAAUUCUAUUAUUGUUUAUUUAAAUAUGUUUGGUUUUCAAAAUGAAAAAUGGGAGUCCGGCUCCACUUGUUGUUUAUUACUGGAGUGUGAUGGAUGUGUGGAAAGACGCUAAUUAAAAGCUCCAGCGGACUCCACAGCUGGGAGCGUUGACUGCGCUCACAGCCGACUGUUCGGCUCGUCGUAUCGGGAGAAGCACAGGUGGGACGAGGAACAGCAAUGACUAAACGUGCACCUGAUGUCAGAAGUUCAGCGUACAGAAGUUGCUGGUGAAUAUUCUUUUUUUUUUUUGCUUAGGAAGGUUUUUAAUCGAGUGAAACGACCCAGAAGUGGCAGCUACGAUAAGGCCUGGUGGAAUUUUCUGGCCCAAUCUCAAUCUCUGCACUCCACAGACUCUCAAACUGUCAAGUGCAUGCAAGCUUGAGGACUUUUUGAUGCCAUUUUUCACACCUCCAGAGAAACCUGCCCAUAGUUCGUAGUGUAAUCGGUGACAUAUAAACACGGUUGUUCUGCCUCACGCAAAAUGUACACAAACCAAGUAUGGACGGGUGCAGGGGAGAAGUCUGCCGGUCGGUUUAUCUGUAAGUGACAGCGUCUGUUGUGGUUAUUUAUUACACGCUGGGUGUAUUUUCAGUCUGAUCUCUGUUUAGGAUUUGAAGAUGGCUCUCUUGACCUUUGGUAGUUUACUCAAACGUAUAAACACUGUACUGUCCAAACAGGUACAGAUACGAGCUGGGGAAUCUAUUUAACUGCCAGUGACCCACAAGUCCAGAUUUAAAUUCCUCCUUUUAUACCUUUUCAGCCUCACAAAAAGCACACAUUCAAACAGUACAUCUGUGACUCAGUCAAAGCCGGACUCACUACAGGAGUUUCAGGUUGAUUUACGUCCUUUUCACUCCUGCUGACAUUUAGAGGAGAAAUCUGGUCUGAACCGAUGUUUGGCACAGAUUAUCUGCUAAUGUGAGGUUUUUACAGAUCCAGUGUUAAACCUCUUGAACUGCUCACAGACUUAUCUGAGCCUCCCCGAUAAUAUUUAAUUCAAUUUAUGUGGUGAAAUCGGGGCGGUUAUGAUUGUCGCAGAAGCACCUGGAGCGGCGGACGCUGUUGCCAAGCAAAGCUAAACGUUCUCGCCCUUGAGGCUAACGUUAGCUACAGAUAUUAAAACUGAUAUUUAACAGUUCAAAUCUCACCUCCACUUCUUGCUGAAGAAAAAAAACAACCCAUGUUGACCACAUCUUCCCAGCCGUUUCUCAUCCAGACUCAUUUGUGCUUUUGUUGUUUUCUUCUCAUUGCAAAAAACAUUAUUAGCGUUCAUAAGAGCUUCAAUGAAAGGCAGUUGGACUUCUCAUGUUUGCUUCUAGAAGACAUUUCCCCUCAGAUCCAGGAGGCUUCUUUUAGUUUUAUUAUUAGCGCUACAGCAAGUUGUUGCACCAAAGCUUCUAUUUUGUUUAUAUCCGUUUCCCCAUAAGAUGAGGCGGCUCCCUGAUUGCUCCCUCUAGCUUUAUAAUCUUGAUAAUAUCCUGUUGUGUGCAAUGUGCCAUUACUUUCAAAUAUUAGACUGUGCAUUGAGAAUCAGUUUGGAUUUUAAAACUCCUGUAGUGUGACGUUUUAGUCUGUGAGGGUUCAGUGCUUAGGUCUUGUAGUGGAGAUUGGUAUUAGGCCUCUAAAUGCUCUGGAAAGGUGCUUUAACACCUCCUUUUUCUUUUUUUUUUUGUCUCCUUUAGCAUAGGAUACAUUAGUCAAGAAAGGAGAUAAUGCUUUACCAUCCAUGUCAGUUCCAUCCACCGUCAUGUGAACUGCAUAACGACCACCAAAGUCCUCAUGAAUUCUCCUUCACGUCUUUUCUCGACCUUGCGACAUUUUCCAUUAAAGUUUUUAUGUGAAGA
This is a messenger RNA of Stegastes partitus (bicolor damselfish), 4706 nucleotides long. It is a transcript of the gene gpc3, whose product is annotated as glypican 3. Gene Ontology annotation, cellular component: extracellular region; cell surface; plasma membrane. The transcript is spliced from 8 exons. Bases 1 to 1749 code for a protein of 582 amino acids. Lineage: Eukaryota; Metazoa; Chordata; Actinopteri; Pomacentridae. The record is from RefSeq and is a predicted model, not a curated record. Gene Ontology annotation, biological process: regulation of protein localization to membrane; cell migration; positive regulation of canonical Wnt signaling pathway.